CAAAGUCAUCGCUGUUUGCUUCUGUUUUGUUUGGUUCCGCAUGUGACUGCUGAGCUCGCCUUGCGUGACAGGGGGCGGUCUGAGUGACUGCGUGGGGGACUAGGGUCUAGAUUCCUUUGCGUCUUUCCCGAAGGGUUGAUCAGACCCUUCCAUCGUAAGUUGAGAUUCGUCUGAGAAGAUUUCGACAAGAAACAGUUUUUUCUUGAAGAAAUGGCAACAUCCGCCAGCAGGCGCCUCGAGGAUGAGGUGACGUGCUCUUUGUGUAUAAAGCACUUCACCGAUCCUAGAGUGCUGCCUUGCUUGCACUCAUUUUGUCGGCACUGCCUGGAAGAGCUGGCAGUGCACUCUGAAGGGAGAGGAAAACUUGUGUGCCCCCUCUGUAAGGCGGAAUUCCAGAUUUCCCCGGCUGAUGUUUCGAGUUUGAAGGUGAACUUUAUGAUCAAUACUAUUAUCUCUGUUCUUCCUUUGUUGACACCUGUAGACUCCAAAAAGAAAACUGUUUGUCAAAUGUGUGAUAGUGGCGAGCCUGCCCAAGGGAGAUGUAACGAGUGCGAUCACUUUGUCUGUGAGCAGUGUAUCUCGGCUCAUAAGAGAUUUCGACCGUUGCAACACCAUACUAUCCUCAGUCUUGAUGAGAUCAAAAGCGGAAAGUUACUUGCAAUGAGCAAAACUUCCUACUGCACCAAACAUGAAGGUGAAGUGCUGAAACUGUUUUGCGAAUCUUGUAAGGAAGUAAUUUGCCGGGACUGCACCGUUGUUGAUCAUAAAAAUCAUGAUUACCUUUUCACAAGUGAUGUUAUCGCCCGAGAGAAAGAAGAAAUAUUGGAAAGAGCAAAAAAAGUUACAUCAAAAAUCACCGACAUUGAACAGGCGAUGGCAUUGGUUGAAAAGGCUCAACAACAUCUUAACGAAUAUAAAUUUGUAACCAGGAGGAAUCUGGAUCAGUUUAUUGAUAAGCAGAUAGGGGCUCUUGAGAAGAUGCGAUCUUAUCUUAGAGGGGAGAUCGAGUCAGCUUGUCAGAAGCAAGAGAAGCAGCUGACUGCCCAGAGAGAGAAUCUAUCCAUGAGACUUGCAAGUGCUCGUAGCAGUUUGGAGUUUGCUGAGAGAAUGUGCAGGGAAGCAAAUAAUGUGGAUGUCUUGUCCAUCAGGAAUGAAGUGCUAUCCCAGCUAUCGAGUCUAGCAGAGAAACCCGUGGAUCAGCCUUGUAUGGAGGGUGGAGUUCGUCUUGUAGUGGAUCAGGAAUAUUGGAGUUCCAUGUCAAAGAAGAUCUCAGUUGAUGUAUCAAGCCAAGUCUCAGUUGGUGAAUCUGAGCAUACAGAAAUGGCAACAUCCGCCAGCAGGCGCCUCGAGGAUGAGGUGACGUGCUCUUUGUGUAUAGAGCACUUCAACGAUCCUAGAGUGCUGCCUUGCUUGCACUCAUUUUGUCGGCACUGCCUGGAAGAGCUGGCAGUGCACUCUGAAGGGAGAGGAAAACUUGUGUGCCCCCUCUGUAAGGCGGAAUUCCAGGUAAUCUGUCAUAUCAAGAGAGCAUAUCAAAAAUACAUCUAUUAUUACAUUUCCCCAGCAGAUGUUCCGAGUUUGAAGGUGAAUUUCAUGAUCAACAGUAUUCUCUCUGUUCUUCCUUUGUUGACAUCUGAAGACUCCAAGAAGAAACCAGUUUGUGAAUCGUGUGAUAGCGGCGAGCCUGCCCAAGGGAGAUGUAACGAGUGCGAUCACUUUGUCUGUGAGCAGUGCAUCUCGGCUCACAAGAGAUUUCAACCAGUGCAACACCACACUAUCCUCAGUUUUGAUGAGAUCAAAAGCGGAAAGUUACUUGCAAUGAGCAAAACUUCCUACUGCACCAAACAUGAAGGUGAAGUGCUGAAACUGUUUUGCGAAUCUUGUAAGGAAGUAAUUUGCCGGGACUGCACCGUUGUUGAUCAUAAAAAUCAUGACUACCUUUUCACAAGUGAUGUUAUCGCUCGAGAGAAAGAAGAAAUAUUGGGAAGUGCAAAAAAAGUUGCAUCAAAAAUCACCGAUAUUGAACAGGCGAUGGCAUUGGUUGAAGAGACUCAACAACAUCUCGAGGAAAAUAAACGUGCGACCAGAAGGGAUCUGGAUCAGUUUAUUGAUAAGCAGAUAGGGGCUCUUGAGAAGAUGCGAUCAGAUCUUAGAGGGGAGAUCGAGUCAGCUUGUCAGAAGCAAGAGAAGCAGCUGACUGCCCAGAGAGAGACUCUAUCCAUGAGACUUGCAAGUGCUCGUAGCAGUUUGGAGUUUGCUGAGAGAAUGUGCAGGGAAGCAAAUGAUGUGGAUGUCUUGUCCAUCAGGAAUGAAGUGCUAUCCCAGCUAUCGAGUCUUGCAGAGAAACCCGUGGAUCAGCCUUGUACAGAGGGUCAAGUUCGUCUUGUAGUGGACGAUGAGUAUUGGGGUUCCUUUUCAAAGAAGAUCUCAGUUGAUGAGCAUACAGUUUUUGAGAAGUCCGCCAUCCUCAGCGGCAAAGGUCCAGAGUACCUCCGAGAUCUCUUGGGAUUCCUGCAGCCCGUGCAGCAGAGUCCAAAAAGUCGCUGGGUCAGAUGUUUCUCUGCAAAAAGAGAUGGCUGGGCUGCCAGGACCUUCCAUGAAAAAUGCAACGGCAAAGCGCCGAACAUCGUACUCGUGAGCGUUGGGGGCCGAUACGUGUUUGGUGGCUACUCUGACGUAGCGUGGACAAUGAGUGACCGUGGAUGGCAGUCCUCCAGCAGGUCAUUCUUGUUCACGCUGUGUAACAAGAAUGGCUACCGCCCUGAAAAGUUGCCAUUGAGGGACCCGCCAGAUAAAUUUGCCAUUUAUGACCACACAAGUUACGGUCAGGUGUUUGGUGAUCCGUGGUUUUGUGGUGGUAGUGACCUGUACAUCGCUGACAACGCGGGGGGUAAUAAAGUGUCCCGUACGGAGCCACACAAGUACGCUCGUCCCCAGGGCGCCACAUUUGAUGGCCCGUGUGACGUCUUUGCUGGCACCUGGACAUUCACACCCGACGAAAUGGAGGUGUUUCACGAGGUGGUGGACUGAAUACAGCUUUGAACGCCUGUAAAGUGACAAUAGACAUAAAGAUGUAUAAAUAUUUGUUAGUUGGUACUGUGUCAUGAAAUUACUGAUUUUGAAUUAGGAUGUAUCGUGGAAAUACAUGUGUUGUGACCCGCGAAUGCAUCAUGGGUAGCAUGUAAAUCACAAAACUACAUGUUAUGAAAACCCCAGUGCAAGUGGUAAAAAGCACAAAAAAAGAUGAAAAAAAGACAGUUUUAAAUUUGAAUUUGCUCAUUUUUUUGAUACCCAUGAGCCAACGCGGGCACAGGGAUUCUUUAGUUCAGCCUUAUUUGAAGUGUGUGUGUACAUCUCGAGCUUAGUUCAGGAUUCUAUAACACCAGUGCAGCUUACAAGUUUUGAUUAAUUAAACUGGCUUUCAAAAACAAUGCAUUUUUGAUGUUCAAAAUCUGUGACGGAUUACUGCUGUAAUAAGCCAUUUAAAGCGAGGCUUUUAGAUAUACAAGAUUGUGAAAUAGUUUAGGGGAGAAGUCUGUUCAAUAAUUAAGCUGAGGGUAAGGGGGGAUUAUAUGACAAUCAAUUGGGGACCUUAAAUUAAGGUAUCCUGAGUCUUGAGGGAUGACACUCCCUUAGGGCCUGAAUGGUGACUCUGGUUAAGCAUUUUAACCAUGGGCACUCGUCACCUUUUAUAUUAUUUUUUAUUACAUCAUAUACAUGUAUAAUGUAAUAUACCUAUUGAAAUGUAUAGAAAUUUGUGGACAAAUAAAGUUGCAUGUAUGUA
Molecule: messenger RNA, 3784 nt
Organism: Nematostella vectensis (starlet sea anemone)
Lineage: Eukaryota; Metazoa; Cnidaria; Anthozoa; Actiniaria; Edwardsiidae
Exons: 7
Coding region: 211-3030 (939 amino acids)
Biological process (GO): positive regulation of DNA-templated transcription
Cellular component (GO): nucleoplasm; chromatin
Molecular function (GO): ubiquitin-protein transferase activity; zinc ion binding
Source: RefSeq, a predicted model, not a curated record